CAUGUUGGGUAAUCACAGUUCCUGUUUUGUGGCGGGCACUCAUUAAUAAGUUUCUUUUCUGAACCAAUAUGAGAGUGAAAUUAUGGCGAAAUAUCUAACACUCUGGCUCGAUAAUGGGCAACUACAUUCAGCUUGAGCAAGAAGAAUGCCCUGAGGAAGGAAGAGGGUCUGGAAUGAUGUCCACCGUUAUAUCGUCGGGGAGGGCUUCCUCGCUGUCUGUGUCCGAAGUUUUAAAACAAUUUCGGAGUGAUCCCGAACGCGGUUUGGCAAACGAUGAAGUUGAAAGACGAAGAAAGCUUCACGGUUUAAACGAAUUUGAUGUGGUAGAGGAUACGCCGCUCUGGAGAAAAUAUAUUGACCAGUUUAAAGAGCCUAUGAUUGUGUUACUGCUGGCGUCAGGACUGGUUAGUGUAGCUAUGGGUCAGUAUGAUGAUGCUGUCAGUAUAACAGUGGCCAUAAUAAUUGUUGUUACAGUAGCAUUUGUUCAGGAAUACCGUUCUGACAAGUCAGUGGAAGCCAUCAAGAAACUUGUCCCACCUGGCUGUCACUGUAUUCGUGAAGGCCAGGUAGCAGAUUUUUUGGCUCGCAGUUUAGUCCCUGGAGAUCUAGUCACCAUUUCAGUAGGAGAUAGAGUUCCAGCAGAUUUAAGGCUAAUCGAGGCUAUAGAUUUGAAAAUAGAUGAAUCAAGUUUUACUGGUGAGACUGAACCAGCAAGUAAAACAACUGAUAUGAUUCCUCCAUCCAAAUCAAGUGGAGGGAUCUCACAAAGAAGAAACAUUGCUUUCAUGGGUACUUUAGUCCGUUGUGGCCGUGGCAAGGGUGUUGUCACCGGUACUGGUGAAAAUUCAGAAUUUGGUGAAGUUUUUAAAAUGAUGAAAGCAGAAGAGCCUCCGAAGACUCCUCUUCAAAAAAGCAUGGACAUCUUAGGAAAACAGUUAUCUUUUUAUUCCCUUUGUAUCAUAGGACUUAUUAUUCUUUUGGGAUGGCUACAAAAGAGAGCUAUUCUAGAGAUGUUCACCAUUGGAGUCAGCUUGGCAGUAGCUGCCAUCCCAGAGGGUCUUCCCAUAGUGGUCACUGUAACUCUAGCACUUGGUGUGAUGAGAAUGGCCAGAAGAAAUGCCAUUGUCAAAAAGCUUCCCAUUGUGGAGACUCUCGGGUGUGCUAGUGUGAUUUGUUCUGAUAAGACUGGCACACUGACCAAGAAUGAGAUGACAGCGACACAGAUAUUCAGUGCUGAUGGACACUAUGCAGAGGUUUCUGGGGUGGGUUACAAUGGGUGUGGUCAUGUAACCAUUGCAGGCCAAACUCUAACGCCAAACAGCAACUUGUCUAUAACUAAAGUUAUCGAGGUUGGUUAUCUAUGCAACAAUGCACACAUUCAAGAUGGCUCUCUAUUUGGCCAGCCAACAGAAGGUGCCCUUAUAGCUGUUGCACUCAAGCUUGGUAUUGAUGACCCAAGAAACAUGUACAAACGUACGGAAGAAAUUUCUUUCAGCUCAGAGAAGAAGUGGAUGGCUGUAAGAUAUAGAAAACAGGACAAUUCAGAGGUGUAUUAUGUGAAGGGGGCACCUGAGAAGGUGUUACAGCAGUGCACAUCAUACUGCAGGCACGGUUCUGUUGUCCCACUUGUUGCUAAGGAUUUGGAAACGUUUAGUGAUGCUGUUGCUGCCAUGUCAUCCAAAGGACUUAGAGUGAUAGCCCUGGCCAUGGGAACCGACUUGCAGCAGCUGUCAUUCCUGGGUAUAAUGGGUCUACUUGACCCCCCCAGACCCGGUGUGCGUGAGGCUGUCCAUACGCUGCUAGAGAGUGGGGUGGAGGUCAAGAUGCUGACAGGAGACGCGCGGGAGACUGCACUUACUAUCGCGGAAAUCCUGGGAAUUCAUGUCAAGGGAAGGUUAACUUUGUCGGGAGAAGAGCUAGAAGCGAUGGACAGUUUUCAAUUAGGAGACGCCAUACAUCAGGCGUCGGUGUUUUAUCGAGUGAGUCCCAGACAUAAAGUAGCUAUUGUUAAGUCUCUACAGCAGCGUGACCACGUGGUGGCGAUGACUGGUGACGGCGUAAAUGACGCAGUGGCUCUUCGCCGAGCUGAUAUCGGCGUGGCUAUGGGUCGAGCGGGGACUGAUGUGAGCAAGGAGGCAGCAGACAUGGUGUUGGUCAAUGACGACUUCUCCACCAUCUUGGCUGCCAUCGAGGAAGGCAAAGGAAUCUUUUACAACAUCAGGAACUUUGUUCGUUUCCAGCUAAGCACGAGCAUUGCAGCGAUUUCUUUAAUCACAAUAUCAACGUUUCUAAAGCUUCCCAAUCCUCUGAAUGCCAUGCAGAUUUUAUGGAUUAACAUCAUCAUGGAUGGACCUCCCGCUCAGAGUCUCGGCGUGGAACCCGUGGACCGUGAUGUCAUGAAUAAACCCCCGCGAAACGUUAAAAACCCAAUGAUCACUAGGGCCCUUAUAAUGAACGUUCUCUUGUCCGCUAGUCUUAUAGUAACUGGCACACUCUGGGUCUUCUGGAGAGAGAUGAGAGACAACAUCAUCACUCCACGUGACACUACCAUGACGUUCACGUGCUUUGUGUUCUUUGACAUGUUCAACGCGCUUAGCUGCCGUUCACAGGUCAAGUCGAUCUUCCAAGUAGGUUUCUUCACAAAUCGAAUGUUCCUUUACGCCGUUGGCGGUUCUCUGAUGGGACAGAUGUUAGUUAUUUACUUCCCUCCUCUUCAGGCUGUCUUUCUCACGGAGGCUCUUCACUGUACUGACCUUUUGUUAUUAGUUUGCAUUGCGUCUUCCGUUUUUCUUGUGGACGAGAUCAGAAAAAUGGUUUUAAGAACUCUCUCUAGGCGCAAAGAGCCUCCAAAAGACUUCCAGUAUUACGUGUGACAAGACGCCGAGUCCGAAUCUACACUUCUGCACACAUCUACAAUAGUUAUCGACUGGUAUCCGAUUUGCACUCCCUCAACAGAUCAAAUAAUUGCACUCUGCAGGGAAACGAGCCGUUAUAAAAGUCGAGUCCGUGUCUGCGAGAAUUACCUGAGCUGGAGCGUUUCGCUUCGUGGUCAGUGGGGCUGUUAAGCAACAUUGAAUAUCCGGUCUCUUCAUGUCUGAGACGCAACGCACCUCUCAGAAUUGGCUGAGAAAACAAUAGCGCAAAAUCAGAAGCAAUGAACCAAUAGAAGUGCGUGAAACAGGGAGCCAAUGAAAUUGCAGGUUCUGAAGAGGUGCGGGGCGUCCGUCAUGUCUCAGAGGGUUCUCGUGCUUGUUUGUGAUGUGGUAUCAAGAAUCGUUUAUCUUCGUACACUUGUGCGAGUACUGAUCAUUAUCAGCCAAUGAUUCACGUAUUUCAUGUACAAAUGAAGUUCAUUUUAUGUAAAAGUAGUGAAUAUUAAUAUAUAUAAAUUCUCAGAAUUUUGCGUCUUGGAGCUAGGCCUCCUUACAGCCGUUAACUCUCUCUCCUACCAUAGACAACUGCGACGUUAACUGGUGUAGGUUAUAUGAGUAGAUUAGAUAACAAGGUGUAAAUAGCUAGAAAAGUAACAAACAAAACAGCGGUAUAGUAGCUGAACACCUUUGGGAAAUAAAUCGUUUUAUUGAAUUGUCAAAGUAUUCAGCCCUCCUUUGCGGAAAAAAAAGUCAUAAAAAAGUAAAGAUGCCAGGACCAAACUGACUUAAGAACAUUUUAACAUGUUAAAACAGUUUUUGUUUUUCGAAAAUCGUUUACAUUUCUGCAUAUGCUCGUACGUUUACAAUUUGAAUGUAACUUCUUGAAAUUUGCUUUCUUCAUCAGUUCCUCCUUGUAAAGGGAGGGGGUUUAAGGUUUAUCAAUAUUUGUCAAUUUAUUUGACAAUUUACUAUGCAUGUCUUCUUCCUUUGCGUUUCUUUUUUACCAUGUAUGGAGCAAAAAGGCCCAGACAGACGCACGCAGCAUUUCAACGUAACAUAUUGCAACAUCGUUGAGCCCAGCAUGUUGCACACGUCUGGUGAUCCUGUUACACCAUCCAGCAUUUUGCAACGUUCAUAAAGUGACUGUUAUAAAAGCAAGCAACAUCAUGUUAUCUCCAGGAUGAGAAUUUUAACACAACAAGCAGAAAUAAUGUUAGAAAAAGGACAAGUAUGCAUCAGGUAUGAGUGGAAACGCUUUCAACUCCUCAUUCCUAGAUGCAGUUUCGCUCUGUUUCAUAUGCGAGCAGAACUGUGAUUUAGUAAAGUCAACUUUGUUAAGCUGCACGCAUUAAUGAAGUCAGUGACUUUAUUUAGCCAAUGGUAUGUGGAGAAACUGUACCUUAAUAAAUUGAAAGUAAUUAAACUCUAAAGGAAGUUGAA
Molecule: messenger RNA, 4313 nt
Organism: Orbicella faveolata
Lineage: Eukaryota; Metazoa; Cnidaria; Anthozoa; Scleractinia; Merulinidae
Product: calcium-transporting ATPase type 2C member 1-like
Biological process (GO): calcium ion transport
Cellular component (GO): membrane
Molecular function (GO): ATP hydrolysis activity; P-type calcium transporter activity; ATP binding
Source: RefSeq, a predicted model, not a curated record